Molecule: messenger RNA, 3582 nt
Organism: Saccoglossus kowalevskii
Lineage: Eukaryota; Metazoa; Hemichordata; Enteropneusta; Harrimaniidae
Product: 5'-3' exoribonuclease 2 homolog
Biological process (GO): nuclear-transcribed mRNA catabolic process
Cellular component (GO): nucleus
Molecular function (GO): 5'-3' RNA exonuclease activity; RNA binding
Source: RefSeq, a predicted model, not a curated record
AUGCUUAGCCAACAAAACAUAACUUACACUGAGAAGGUUGAAGCUACUGAAGAGGCGUAUAUUGAAAGCUCCUGCAUGGAUGAGUAUUUGUCAGCAACAAAGUCUGGUUCCAUCUGGCCUUUGCCAAUAAACGAAGAAGAGAAGUUUGAGGGAAUGUCUAAAUUCAUAGAUAUGUUGAUGGAAAUAGUUCGUCCAAAGAAAAUGUUAUACAUUGCAGUAGAUGGUGUCACGCCGUUUGCAAAAAACAAUAGCAGGAGAUCACGGAGAUUCCUAAGUGACAAGGAGGAGAGGAUGUCAGACACUGAACUAGAUUUGAUAUGGCAUGAAAAAGGAUUUUCUGAAUCUGAAUCAUCAGCAGACGAAUUAGAAUUUAACAGAAACCUAAUUUGUCCGGGCACCAAGUUUAUGUCUAGACUGCAUGUUCACCUACACGAGUACAUAGCAAACAAAAUAAACACUCAACCCAGUUGGGUUGGUAUUAAGGUUAUUUUGUCAGAUGCCACUGUUCCAGGUGAAGGCGAGCAUAAGAUUAUGGAAAUAGUUCGAAGACAGAAAGCAACACCUACACAUGACAUUAACUCGCGUCACUGUAUCUAUAGCAACGACGGUCUGGCAACCCAUGAACCAAAUUUAUCAAUCAUCAGAAAAGAAAUACCGCUCGGUGAUUGGUGCAAAGACAAGGUUCCGUACUUCUUUAUUACUAAAUUACAGUGUCUUGAGAAAGAAAUGUACGUAGCUGGGCUGGGAAGUGGAGUGCACAAUAUCAACCGAACUAUUGAUGACUGGGUGUUUUUAUGUUGCCUCCUUGGCAAUGACUUUUUACCAAAAUUGCCUUCACUGAAUAUCAACGAGAAGGCACUUGAUAGGCUGAUACGUAUGUACAAGACAGCUGUUACACACACCAUGCUAGGCAAGGAGGAGGAUGUCAUAUUCAGAGAGAGGCGUCGGAGGAUUAAAUGGGCCAACUCUUAUGUAAAGGGUCUAUGUUGGAUAUCAAUGUAUUAUUAUCAUGGCUGUCCAUCCUGGCAGUGGUUUUAUCCAUACCAUUAUGCUCCAUUUGCUAUGGACUUCAUAAAUAUUACCAAUCUACAAAAUGACUUUGAAGUCGGCGAGCCACUGAAACCGCUUGAACAGUUAAUGGCUAUAUUAACACCGAGUAAUGAUCAUUUGUUACCAACAACAUGGAGACCUUUAAUGACAGAUGAACUUGGUGAUUCUCCUAUUAGCGAUUUCUAUCCUGAUGACUUUGAAACCGAUUUGAAUGGUGAGAAAUAUACAAGCCGAGGUGUCGCUCGAAUUCCUUUUGUGGAUGAGACGAGACUGAAAGAAGCACUAGAGGGUCUACACCUGACAAGAGAUGAAGAAUGCAGAAAUAGGUUUGGCCAUAACGCUGUAUUCUUGGAUGCAACACACCCGGCGUAUGUAUUUUUUAAACAAUUUGGCAACAACAACAAAGAUGAUGAGGGAUGUAUAGUAUUAGAUGCAGAUAAAUGGAUACUUAAACAAUUGGAACACCAAGAAAGUAAACUUUAUUCACGACUGUAUAGAAAGGAACUAGAGAUUGAUUACUAUGCCCGUGCACAGCGACUUGAAGAGAUCCCACUUCUUAAAAAAGAUUAUGAAGAGUUUGCCUUGAUGGACAGAGAAACCUGGGAUGAUGAAGAAGAGAAGAGAAUCCAGAAUCUGAAAGAAGAGCGGGAAUUGUCCAAGUUGGAGCGAAAUCGUUUGGCCUGUAUGGCAGUUGAUAGAGAUGAAUUCCUAAAUGGUUUUACCCAGGCCAAAAUGUCUGUCUAUAAGGAAAAACUAGAAAACUUCAAGACUAUGUACGAGGAAGAAAGGAAAGUGCGUCUGGAAGAGCGGAAAGAGAGGCGUAAAGAAGAACGUCGACAGAAGUGGUUAAAAGAAAAGGAAAGGGAACGAGAAGAAGAACGAGAACGAGAGAAACGAGCCAAACAGGAGGAAGAAAAGAUGGAAUACAGAUACAGACUUGCUAAAUUGGAGGAACAAGCUGCUAAACAGAGAGAAAUAGAGAAAAAAAUUGAAGAGAGACUGGCCAGAAGAGAAAUGACUUCCAGAGAUAGGUCUGAACCAGAAAGACGAAAUGCUGGUUGGAGACAUGAAGAACGAAAAUAUGAUGAUUCUGGCCCAUGGAGAGCUUCAGUGCCAAGUGAACCUGCUAGCGACCAACCAACUCGGGCCUGGAAACCUCCGUCCAAGAAUGGUGGAGGAUGGAGAGCCAGAGAAAUGGACAGGGGUGGUGCACAGAGGAGGGAUGCAAGAUCUCCUCCUUUUCAAGAUAGGCCUUCCCUGGAUGAUGCACCCACUCGUGACAGGCUUCCAGCUCGUAGUGAGAGAUACAGUGAUAUAAGACGAGAAGAUGGGCCUUGGAGAGGGUGGGACGACCUUGACAGACGUGGCCCUCCACCUGAAGAUAGAGACAAAGCUUGGGCACGUAAGGACGAUCGUGAUAGAUCUGGUCCAGCCUUAGACAGAGAAAGUGAUUGGCGACGAGGACCUCCACCUGAUGACCGUGAUAGACGAGGACCCCCGCUUGAUGACCGUGAUAGACGAGGACCUCAGUUUCAUGAUCGUGAUAGACGGGGACCUGGUGCAUGGAGACGUGAUGAUCGUGGUCCUCCCAGCAGAGGUCUACCCCAACGAGAUGACAGAGGACCCUGGAAAGGAUCUUCCAGAGAUGAUAGCAGACCUGGCUGGCGUCAAGAAGAACGUGAUAGGGGCCCACCUGUGAAAGAAGAUUGUUAUGUUCCACCACGUGGGGAUGAAGAGCGAGAUUGGCGUAGAGAUGACCGUGGACUUAUAAGAGAUGAUAGAGAUCGUGAACCUCCAAAUGCUUGGAGACGUGACCGAGGCCCUCUUGUACGCGGUGACAGAGACAGGCCACCGAUGCGUGAUAACCGAAACAGGCCACCACUGCGAGGUGAUAGGAACAUUCGCAGCCCACCAGAUGAUCGUUGGCGUGACAGACCCCAAAGAGAAAAUAAAUGGAGACGCGGAGAUGAAAGACCAAGUGAUUCUAGACUACCUCCUAGAAAUAAAGGUCCUCCACCACGCAGUGACAGAGAUGAGAAAUGGCAAAGAAGCAGAGAAGAACCUGAAAGAAAUAAGGAAGAUGACGGUUGGCCUCUGCCCAUUAGCGAAGAAGAAAAGUUUGAAGGAAUGUCUAAAUUUAUAGAUACAUUGAUGGAAAUAGUUCGUCCAAAGAAAAUGUUGUUUAUUGCAAUGGAAGGAGUCACGCCAUUUGCAAAAAAUAAUAACAGGAGACAAAAGAAAUUCCUAAAUUACAAGAAGGAUAGGGAAGCAGAAGCUGGAAUAGAAAGAAGAUCGGCAGAUGAAUUCGGAUUUGACUAUAAUUCUCUUUGUCCAGGCACAGAUUUCAUGUCUAGACUUCAUGUUCACCUACGUGCGUACAUUGCUGACAGAAUCCGAACUCAACCUAGAUGGGUUGGUAUCAAGGUAAUCUUGUCAGAUGCCAGUGUUCCAGGUGAAGGCGAGCAUAAGAUUAUGGAAAUAAUCCGAAGCCAGAGAGGUAUUAUCAGUGUCAGGGUUUUUGAUGGAAAUUAA